UUCUUCAAAACCAAAGAAAUCUCUUUCUCUUCUUUUCCUCCUCCCAACUUCCUUCACCUUUGCCUUCCUACUCUUGGCCUUGACUAAUGGCACUCUCUCCUUCUUCUCUUUACCAUCACCCUCCAUUAAUGAACUCAAACCAAGCUCUUCUCCAUUAAUGAACAUGUCCAUCUUGAUCUCCAAACAAAGAGCAUCCAUGAAUGUGAAUCCCAAGAAGAUGAUUAUCAACUCAAAACUCAAGUUCCUCAAACCAAACAAGCACUCCAAGCUCUUCUCAGCAAGAGUAUCCAAGUUCAUCAACUCCUCAUGCAACCUUCUCUUCUUUAUGACAUGGAUAUCCUCAUCCACUUACUUUGGACCAAGAGAACUUCUUUCAAUGGAGAGUGUCUUCAAGUUCCACCCAAAUGCAUGCCUGCUCAUUGUCUCAAACUCCAUGGACACUCCCAAAGGUGCAAGAAUACUUAAACCCUACAAAGACCAAGGCUUCAAAGUUUUAGCCAUCUCACCAGACUACUACAACAUCUCCACCUUCUUGUUCAGAAAAACUCCGGCUGAAUCCUGGUUCAAAAAGUUUAUCCAAGGCAGCAUUGAUCCAGGUGAAGUCUCUAUAGGCCAAAACAUGUCAAACUUGAUAAGACUUGCAAUUUUGUACAAGUUUGGUGGGAUUUAUUUGGACACUGAUGUAAUACUUAUGAAGAGUUUGCAUGGAUUGAAGAAUGUGAUUGGAGCCCAGACUUUGGACGUGCAUGGGAAUUGGAGUAGGUUAAACAAUGCAGUGAUGAUAUUCGACAAAGGGCAUCCACUUGUUUUGAAGUUCAUUGAGGAGUUUGUGAAUACAUUUGAUGGGAGGAAGUGGGGGCAUAAUGGACCAUAUUUGGUAUCAAGGGUGGUGGAGAGGGUGGCCGGAAAGCCGGGGUUUGAUUUCAGUGUGUUGCCACCGCCGGCGUUUUAUCCGGUGGGGUGGAAGAAGAUGGAAGGGUUGUUUGAGAGGCCUUUGGAUGGAAGGCAUGCAAGAUGGGUGAAAAUGAAGGUUGAGAGAAUAAAGAAGGAGAGUUUUGCAUUGCAUCUUUGGAAUAGGGAGAGUAGGGAGUUCAAGGUUGGAGAAGGGAGUGUUAUUCAGAGGUUAAUUAAGGUUUGUUGUGUUCUUUGUGAUCAUUUUCAUGGUGAGUUUUAAUUGUGA
Messenger RNA from Dioscorea cayenensis subsp. rotundata (Guinea yam), 1180 nucleotides. RefSeq names its product lactosylceramide 4-alpha-galactosyltransferase-like. The transcript has a single exon. The record is from RefSeq and is a predicted model, not a curated record. The coding region runs from base 158 to 1174 and encodes 338 amino acids. Lineage: Eukaryota; Viridiplantae; Streptophyta; Magnoliopsida; Dioscoreales; Dioscoreaceae.